AUGAUUAUUAUAACUAAAUCAAAACUAAAUAUAUGUAAUGCAUUGACUGAAAUCUCAAUUUUAUUAAUAAUGAGCUCCACAUCAGUUUAUUUAUUUAACUUAAAUCAGGGAACUAUUUCAGAAUUUGAAAGUGUCAUAGCAAUUACAAUAACAGCUAUGGUGAUCCAGGCAUUUGCUUCAAUAGCUAUUUUUACGAGAGCACUAUAUGAAAUUAUCCACCGUAAGCUGACCAAAGGGGGGAUUGUGAGAAGAAAUAUUAAUAUGUAUAAACCUCAUUUCAAAAAAGUAAUUAUGAGUAAUUGAAUCAGAGAUUUCUCUUUAGAUUCCAAUUUUGAAUUAUAG
Molecule: messenger RNA, 342 nt
Organism: Blepharisma stoltei
Lineage: Eukaryota; Ciliophora; Heterotrichea; Heterotrichida; Blepharismidae
Source: the annotation of a GenBank genome assembly